AUGAACAAUGAGAAUCAUGUACAACGUGUUAUAUCAAGAUCAUAUACAACUCCUACCACUGAUCAACUCGAUGAAAUGUUGAAGUUUGACGAUGAGGUGACAAAACCAGCUAAGAAGAUGAGCAAAGCUAUGAUUAUGUACUUGCAACGUGCGAAAGAUCAUAAUGAAUUUAUGAAGAAAGAGAUUGUGGAAUACGAAAUAGGAAAAAGACAUUUGGCUAAUAUGAUGGGUGAAGAUCCAGACUUCUUUACACAAGCAGAUAUAGAUAAAUCAAUUGAGUAUUUGUUUCCAUCGGGACUGUAUGAUCGCAAAGCUCGACCAAUAAUGCGACAUCCAGAAGAGAUUUUUCCAAGCCGGAAAGCAGCAGAGUUUGAUGAAACUGGAAGACCUUUUCAUUCUAUGUUUUAUACUUCUAGACCAAAUUACUAUCAAAUACUAUACGAAAUUGUGGAGAAAAUCAAAUCUUUAAACGAUAUUGAAGAUUCAUUAAUACGGCAAGGAACAUUACCUAUGGAUAAAAUUGAUCUAAUAGGUUUUACAUGGUUAUCGAAGAAGGAUAUGGAAGACAAGCUACUUGAAACUCUUCAAGACAUGGAGUACAACUAUUUUAUAACAUCACUAGAGCGAUUAUGUGAGCACCCACUAUCAAAGCGUGAAACAGAUUUCAUUAUGAAGUAUCGUAAAAUACUCAUUAGCCAUUCCAAUGAGAUAACCAUACCACCUUUGGAACAUGACAGCACAGGAAGGCCCUAUAUUACAGUCAAAAAUUGCAUAAGAAAGUCUGCAAGAGGUGUAGUGACAGUCUGGGGAAAUGGUUCUGGCAAUAUCACUAUUAACGGACAGGACAUCACAUACUUUAAAGAUAUACAGCAUCGCGAACAAAACUAA
Molecule: messenger RNA, 888 nt
Organism: Nylanderia fulva
Lineage: Eukaryota; Metazoa; Arthropoda; Insecta; Hymenoptera; Formicidae
Source: RefSeq, a predicted model, not a curated record